GCCAAUCUGUUCUACUCAAGCAAAGCAUCUCUCGGCUCUUGAUCGCAUUUCUUCUCUGAAUUAGCAGUGUGAAGAAGCAGAAGCUCGGCAUAUCCGUUUUUCCAAGCUGCCCUAGCUUGUCUGCUGUGAAGGUGACGGGACAAUAGGGAUCUUGGACUGAUGGGUUAGACUUGCCAAAUCUGUUGCUGCUUUUCUAUUCUGGUCUUCCCAGAGAAAUUUAUUCACCAUGAAUCCUCAUCGGUUUAAGAUUGGUUGAAUUUGCUACUAGUCUUCUCUCUUGAUCGUUCGUUUGAGGAAUUCAUCAUGAAUAAUGAUCUUCGCACGGAGUACAUUUUCGCAAGAGAUGUUGAUGGCGCAGUAGAGGAAAUAUUUCAAUUUCUUCAGAACGAGAGCGACACAAAGGUCAUCCAUUUUUAUGGUUGGGAUGGGUUUGGGUCGUCCGUUGUUCUUAGAUCGAUAGCAGAAGUGCUCCCAUCUAGGAGAACCACUCCAGAACUAUGCUUUGACAGAAUAAUUUAUGUAGAUUGCUCUGAGUGGAAAAAUAGAAGAGCAGCGCAGAGGGCAAUUGCAGAGGAACUGGAACUUGAUCCCUCAGCAAUGGCCAUUCUAGAUGAGCAGGAUGAAGAGGAUGAUUUUAAUAAAGUUGCUGAAAGCUCGAGGAAUGAGUUAAGCAAUGUCGGGCAACUGAUUCAUCAAACCCUGAGGGACACCAAGUUGAUGAUGGUUUUUCUUAAUGGAAGUGAUGAAGAGGUUGAUGUAGGCACCUUUGGCAUUCCUCUUACAAGAUUUGACAGCAAUGUAAUGAUUUGGACCUUCAGCAGAAGAUGCUUGACCAUUGAUUCGGACCCUUACAAGGUAGGAGGCAAGCUUAGAUAUACUCAUGCUUUGCUUCGUACCUUUUGUUCUCUCACAAUGCUAAGGAGGGCAGAGUUUCUUGGACUGCUGCAUCAAAAAGUUGCUACCAUAGUUGCUCGCAAUCCAUUUGUACUAAAACUCGACCCAACAAUGGUAGUAGAUUGUUGUCUCUACGAGUUAUUCCUGCAUUGUAGUUUCCACACCAUCACCGAAUAUAAAUGGGUUGGUCAUGCUUCCAACUUUUGGAUAUGCGAUGGAAUCAUACAAGGAAACAUAGCAAGGGAUAUAAGUAAUUCUUUAGAUAGAGAGAUACACUGGGAGUGUGAUUCAUCAUCGGGUCGUUGUCUGCUUUAUCACUUCAUGCCAUGCCGUUGGACAUCAAUACAUCCAGAUAAUAUACAAGAACAUGAAUACGAAGAACUACCCGUGGAAACAUCAUCUAUCUUCUUGACAUUUACAAGUUCUCGCAGACCAGUGUUUUCAAAUGGUGCUUUUGAUUAUUACAAGAACCUUGGUGUGCUAAUCAUCAGUUGUUGUGCCUUCAGUUUUGCAUCACCUCCUUUCCAGAAGUGUGAUUCUCUAAGAUUCCUCGGAUUGGACCAUUGUAUAGAUAGUGAAACAGGUAAAGGAGAUGAGACUGCAGAGUGGGCAUGUAUACAUAGCUUAUUGGUGUUGGACCUACGUUACACAGAAUGGAAUGAAGUCUUAUCUGAAGAAAAGCUGGAUCUCAUGACUAAUAUCAGAGAGCUAAACAUAGAAGGGGUCAGGGGAUGGCAGUACACAGCUAACCUACAAUAUCGGCUACCUAACCUCCAGAGGUUCCGAAUAAUCAAACCAACAUAUCAAUGGAAGACAUCAGGGGAUUUUGAUAACUCUUUUAUAGAUAAGACAAGUAUGGAAAUACUCGACUUGUCAGGCAACAGUGACAUGCAAUGUCUUCCAACAAGCCUAUCGGAGGCAAGUAGCCUUCGGUUGCUUGUACUUGAUGGUUGCAGUGGGCUGGAAAACGUUGAAAGACUUCCUUCCUCCCUGGAAUCCUUUAGCUUCAACGGACAUGGGCCAGCUUCUCGAUGGACACAAACUGUUGAGCUACCUCCGACACAAUUCCAGCCGUCCACCACAACAGAUAAUAAGGAUGUUAGAGUGUCUAACAUCUCCUUACAAGGUUGCAGUCAAUUGAAGAACCUGUUUUUGUGUUGGUUACCCAACCUCGUGGAAUUGGACCUCUCUGAAACUGCAAUCAAGGUACUUGACUUCAAUACUAUGUUGGUGCAAGUCCCAGGGCUCAAGCGAUUGUUUCUAAUAGGAUGCAAGGGACUUCGUGCAAUAAUUCCGUUGGCCGAGAGUGGUUCUGAGAUAAAACACGACCUGGAGUUGAUGUGCAUAGACACGCGAGUUGGAAUCGUGUGUUCUCGGCCAUCUGUCAGCAGGACCAAGUCGUUCCGGUUCAAAUUGCAUGUCGUUGCUAUGGAUGCAAGGCUUACUCGCUCUUUGAUGGAUCUGUUGUUGCCUUAUGUACAAAAAGGUUUAAUGAAGGAUGUUUCUUAUAACAUCCAUGUCACCUCCUUACCUGUGAACAAUGGAGUUGAUCAAUUUGAGGCAACCAGGAAGAAUAAAGUUGACCCCGGUGAUCAAGAGAGCUUGCAACAGCUUAUUCCAGCAGACACGUAUAGUGAUGUCCUUACAAUGGUUGGUAGUCCCCCGAUGCAGGAUUUCCCGCAGCCUCCAACGACUACGCAGCUGGAGCAACAUAUGGAGAUUGCUACAGGAAGCUGCUAUGUGCAAAGCGAACUGGACAGAGGACUAGCGAGCUACUAUGCUAAAUCCCUGCAUGUGCAUGACGUAUGGAUACGUGCCUUGAGUGGUGUUCCUGGUUGGUCUGACAAGUAUAUGAUACGUUAUGGGUUUAACUCCCUUAAGUGGUGCUGCGUGGAGAGGUGCCCAAAGUUGGAUGUUUUCUUCCAUUUACAGAUGCAUGGAUUUAAUGAUCUGGAGAUCUUCUGGGCGUCGGAUCUCCCAAUGGCCCACUGGAUAUGGAAGAUUUGGAGUAAACCUCUACCUCUUAACUAUAUAAGCCCCAGUUCCUUUAGAGACCUACAGCACCUACACCUGAGGUCCUGCCCAAGCCUCCAGUUGGUGCUCCCGGUGUGGGUCUCCUCCUUCCCCAACUUGAAGACCCUCCACAUCAUCCAUUGUGGCGACCUCAUGCACGUCUUCGAGCUGAGCACAAAAUACCCAGAGGAAAUAGUCACCCUCGGUGUUCUAUUCCCCAGACUGACCACCAUCCACCUGCACGACCUCCCGAAGCUUCAGAAGAUAUGCGACUUCAAGAUGGUAGCGCCCGCACUCGAGAGCAUCAAGAUUAGGGGAUGUUGGAGUUUGCGUAGGUUGCCAUCCGUGGGCGCCCGUGGCCAAGGCGAGAAGAAGCCGGCGGUCGAGGUCGAGAAGGACGUGUGGGGCGCUCUGGAGUGGGACGACGACCACAGCCCCGACCACUUCGAACCGCCGGUCCACUCCCGCUACUACAAGGAGAAGCUGCCCAAGAUCUCCGUUCUGAGGUGAACUCUGCGCUGCUGUGUUAAUUUCUUCCGUCGCUACAUCAAAACGAUGGAUGGGUGCUCCUGCUUCUGCUGCUGAAGCGAGUGCUUGGUUUGCUUGUGUGCUUUGCUUGGAUUGCCAAUGCCUGUUGUGGGAGCUUAUGGUGGCUCUCACCUUGUGUUAUAUUGUGGCUUUCAGUAACAGACGGACAGCCGGCUAUGUGUGUGCCUGCAUACACAGACCUGGCCGUUGCGCGCGCCUGUGUGUGGUUUGCGACUGCAACGGCUUAUGUGUGUGCAUCCACCAGGCUGCAUUUGUGUGUGUGGCUUUAAUGAGUGCUUGCUUGCUAUGCGUGUGGAAUUGUAACAGCUGCCUGCCUAUGUAUCUCUACAUGGCUAGCUGCUUGUGAGUGUGUGAGUGUUUGCCAUGUAUUAUCUGAACUUGUGUGUCUGUUUCUUUGCUAUACUUAUGAAAAAAAUUGAAAAAGC
This is a messenger RNA of Triticum aestivum (bread wheat), 3881 nucleotides long. RefSeq lists its product as uncharacterized. The transcript is spliced from 4 exons. The record is from RefSeq and is a predicted model, not a curated record. The coding region runs from base 304 to 3417 and encodes 1037 amino acids. Gene Ontology annotation, molecular function: ADP binding. NCBI's taxonomy places the organism in Eukaryota, Viridiplantae, Streptophyta, Magnoliopsida, Poales, Poaceae.